Austrofundulus limnaeus is the source of this 3429-nucleotide messenger RNA. It is a transcript of the gene atp6v0a1a, whose product is annotated as ATPase H+ transporting V0 subunit a1a. Gene Ontology annotation, biological process: proton transmembrane transport; vacuolar acidification. Lineage: Eukaryota; Metazoa; Chordata; Actinopteri; Cyprinodontiformes; Rivulidae. Gene Ontology annotation, cellular component: vacuolar proton-transporting V-type ATPase, V0 domain; vacuolar proton-transporting V-type ATPase complex; plasma membrane. Bases 165 to 2714 code for a protein of 849 amino acids. The record is from RefSeq and is a predicted model, not a curated record. Gene Ontology annotation, molecular function: proton-transporting ATPase activity, rotational mechanism; ATPase binding. The transcript is spliced from 22 exons.
CGAGGCGUCGUAACCGAGUUCCUCAAACCACCGAGUGACUGACUGCACCGCAGCAAACAUUCAAGGAAAAGCCGAAGGAGUCGAACACAGUGGAGAGGGAGCUGAACCCGCACCGAAACAGUCCUCGUUGAUUUCAGGGUGGCCGAGYGCGCUCGUCCCUCAACAUGGGAGAGCUCUUCAGAAGUGAGGAGAUGACGCUGGCUCAGCUCUUCCUCCAGUCGGAAGCGGCCUACUGUUGCGUCAGUGAACUGGGAGAGAUCGGGAUGGUGCAGUUUCGUGAUUUAAAUCCUGACGUCAACGUGUUCCAGAGGAAGUUUGUCAACGAAGUCCGACGCUGCGAAGAGAUGGAUCGAAAACUGAGAUUUGUGGAAAAAGAAAUCAAGAGGGCCAACAUCGCGAUAACUGACACAGGAGAGAACCCUGAAGUCCCUUUUCCAAGGGACAUGAUCGACCUAGAGGCCACGUUUGAGAAGCUUGAAAACGARCUGAAGGAAAUCAACACAAACCAAGAGGCCCUGAAGAAGAACUUCCUGGAAUUGACUGAGCUGAAGCACAUUUUACAUCGGACUCAGCAGUUUUUUAAUGAGAUGGAGGAUCCCAGUUUACUGGAAGAGUCGUCCAUUCUGCUGGACCCCAACGAGCCCAACAGAGUGGCUCCGCUCCGAUUAGGAUUUGUAGCUGGAGUCAUCGGCAGGGAGCGAAUUCCCACGUUUGAGAGGAUGUUGUGGAGAGUUUGCAGAGGAAAUGUGUUCCUGCGGCAGGCUAACAUCGAAGACCCUCUGGAAGACCCCACUUCAGGCGACCAAGUCUAUAAGAGCGUCUUCAUCAUAUUUUUCCAGGGGGACCAGUUAAAGAAUAGAGUGAAGAAGAUCUGUGAGGGAUUCAGAGCAACAUUGUACCCAUGUCCCGAAACUCCUCAGGAGAGGAAAGAGAUGCUGGCAGGAGUGAACGCUCGAAUUGAUGACCUGCAAAUGGUGCUGAACCAGACCGAAGACCACAGGCAGAGAGUCCUGCAGGCUGCAGCUAAAACAGUCAGAGUGUGGUUCAUUAAAGUGAGGAAGAUGAAGGCCAUCUACCACACCCUGAACCUCUGCAACAUCGACGUCACUCAGAAGUGUCUGAUUGCUGAGGUGUGGUGUCCUGUUUCUGACUUGGACUCCAUCCAGUUCGCCCUUCGAAGGGGGACGGAGAAAAGUGGCUCCAAUGUGCCUUCCAUUCUCAAUCGAAUGCAAACCAAGCAGACGCCACCCACAUAUAACAAGACAAACAAGUUCACCUCAGGUUUCCAGAAUAUUGUGGAUGCUUAUGGAAUUGGCAACUACCGUGAGAUGAAUCCAGCACCAUACACCAUAAUCACCUUCCCCUUCCUGUUCGCUGUCAUGUUCGGCGACCUGGGUCACGGGACGCUCAUGACCUGUGCUGCUUUGUACCUUGUGUUGAGAGAAAGCAGGCUCAUGGCCCAGAAGAAUGAUAAUGAGAUUUUCAGCAUGGUGUUUGCGGGGCGCUACAUCAUCCUGUUGAUGGGAAUAUUCUCAGUUUAUACUGGGAUUAUUUACAACGACUGCUUCUCAAAAUCCUUGAAUGUCUUCGGCUCUGGAUGGAGCGUCAGGCCGAUGUUUGGGAACAAAGGAGCCAACUGGACGUUCGACACACUUUCUGGCAAUGCAGCUCUGCAGUUGGAUCCAGCAGUGGAGGGAGUGUUUAAUGGGCCGUACCCUAUUGGCAUCGAUCCAAUCUGGAGUAUUUCAAUCAACAAGCUGACGUUCUUGAACUCCUUCAAGAUGAAGAUGUCCAUUAUCCUUGGAGUCAUCCACAUGCUCUUUGGCGUCACACUUAGUCUCUUCAACCACCUAUAUUUCAAAAAGCCACUGAAUAUCUACUUGGGCUUCAUCCCAGAGAUUGUCUUCAUGUCCAGUCUCUUUGGCUACCUGGUCAUUCUGGUCUUCUUUAAGUGGGUCUCUUAUGAUGCACGGACCUCCAUGGAGGCUCCCAGUCUCCUCAUCUCCUUUAUUAACAUGUUCCUGUUCAGCUACAACGACCCCACCAUAAAGCCUCUCUACAGAGGGCAGAUGGGUCUGCAAAUAUUUUUGGUGUUAAUUGCCUUGGCGUGCGUUCCUUGUAUGUUAGUUGUAAAAACUCUGGUUUUGCGUAGCGAGUAUUUGUGGCGUAAACGUCUGGGUACACAGAAUUUUGGAGGAAUCAGGGUUGGCAAUGGUCCCACUGAGGACGAAGCUGAGAUCAUUCAGCAUGACCAGCUAGCACAGCAGACUGAAGAAGAACCAGAGAGUUGCGUUUUGUUACCUGCUUUCAAGGCGCAAGAAGAGGAAGAGUUUAACUUUGCGGACAUGGCAGUUCACCAGGCGAUCCACACCAUAGAGUACUGUCUGGGCUGCAUCUCCAACACGGCUUCCUAUCUGAGGCUUUGGGCCCUCAGCCUGGCUCAUGCACAGUUGUCAGAGGUGCUGUGGUCCAUGGUGAUGCGUGUCGGCCUUUCRACUAAAGGCUUCGCAGGCUUCAUCGUCGUGUCCCUCGUCUUUUUCUUCUUUGCUGUUCUCACAGUGACUAUUCUUCUCAUUAUGGAAGGCCUGUCAGCCUUCCUGCACGCACUUCGACUGCACUGGGUGGAGUUCCAAAACAAGUUUUACACCGGUCAAGGCUUCAAGUUCCUCCCAUUUACCUUCGAAAGCAUCCUAGAUGGAAGAUGUGAAGAAUGAAAUAACUCUUUAAUGUCACUUAAGAAUCUGUGUUGCUGAAUCUUUUUUUUUUCCCCAUUUGUGUGAUUAGAUUUCCAUUCAUCACCAUAACUCAUCAGAAGAAUCAUCAGAGAAAUUACUAUCCAUCAAAAUGCAAUCUUUUUUAUCAGUUUUAUUUAGUUUAUUAUUUAUACAGUCUUUUCUUUAUAAAAACUUGUAUUUUUGUGAGAGUGUAGUACAAAUGAUAAACCAGAUCUGCCCAGUGGUGAGUAUGUUGACUAAUUUAAUACGAUAUAAGUGUUCAUUUCCUUCAGUUUAGUGUGCUUUUUCUCCACACUCUUCUCUUGUUGUCCUGUGUCAGUGCUGCUUCAGUUUCUAAAACACAARCCGGUGCUUCGGAAACUGCAUUUAAUCUCAGGAUGAGCUUUUAAAGCUCUAAAAGGAACUUCAGUCAACAUGUAUCUGAAAAUUAACUCCCUCUAAGUUCAUGUGUUAUCCUCCAUCUGUGUGAUUAUUUACAUUUUGUAUUUCUCUGUCAGCGUACAUUUAGAAAAGAAGAAUUAAUAAAUGGGUAAUGUUUAAACAAUCUGUAGCWAUUGAAGUUUCUUCUGUAGCAUCGAUCUUGGUGAAAAACUAAAUGUAAUCUGUCAACAACAACGUACACCCGUUUGAAUAAACUACAAAUUAUCACUAAAUGUGCUUCACUUUCUUAAUAAAGUGUUAACAGCUGGUCUAA